CGUGACUUCAAAAACAAUAAAUGUAUUAAAUUAUUGUCAAGUUGUCGCAAAAAAGAAAUAAUUAUUAAUUUGGGUCGUGUAAUAAAAUGACAACAAACGGAAACUAAAAUACUAUCUAAAAAAUAAAUCUCUUUCACUUCUCUUUCUUCAGUUUCUUGCUACCGAUCUCUUCAGUUUCUUAUCGCUGUUCUUUUUCUUGAAUUUAAUUCCAAGGAAAACAAACAUGAAUUCAAAUCACUUACUUCUUGAAGAACCCAUCAGAAUGGCUUCCAUUCUUGAGCCAUCUAAGCCUAGUUUCUUUCCUGCAAUGACAAAAAUUGUGGGGACACUCGGUCUAAAAUCGCGAACUGUUGAAAUCAUUUCUGGUUGUCUCAAGGCUGGAAUGUCUGUGGCAAGGUUCGAUUUUUCAUUGGGUGAUACUGAAUUUCACCAAGAGACAUUGGAAAAUUUGAAGAUAGCUAUUAAGAGUACUAAGAAGCUCUGUGCUAUUAUGCUUGAUACUGGUGGUCCAGAAUUGCAAGUAGUUAAUAAAACGGAGCACCCCAUUUCCCUUGAGGCAGAUACAAACGUCAUCCUCACCCCAGAUCAAGAUAAACAGGCUACUUCAAAUCUGCUACCAAUAAAUUUUCAUGGUUUGUCUAAGACAGUCAAGAAGGGAGAUACUAUCUUUAUUGGCCAAUACCUGUUUACAGGAAAUGAAACAACUUCGGUGUGGUUAGAGGUUGCUGAGUUGAAUGGUGAAGAUGUGGUUUGCCUAAUCAAGAAUUCUGCUACCUUGUCUGGGUCAUUGUAUACCUUGCAUGUCUCUCAAAUUCGUAUUAACAUGCCUACUUUAACUGAUAAGGAUAAGGAGGUUAUAAGCACUUGGGGUGUUCGAAACAAUAUAGACUUCCUUUCUUUGUCUUAUACACGACAUGCAGAAGAUAUUCGUCAUGCUCGUGCUUUUCUUUCUAAACUGGGUGAGCUCAACCAGACUCAAAUUUUUGCAAAGAUUGAAAAUAUAGAGGGAUUAACUCAUUUUGAUGAGAUCUUACAAGAAGCAGAUGGAAUCAUUCUUUCUCGGGGAAAUUUGGGGAUAGAUCUCCCACCUGAGAAGGUGUUUCUAUUUCAAAAAGCUGCUGUUUACAAGUGUAACAUGGUUGGAAAGCCUGCUGUGGUCACUCGUGUUGUGGACAGUAUGACAGACAACCUAAGACCUACUCGUGCUGAAGCAACUGAUGUUGCAAAUGCUGUGUUGGAUGGGAGUGAUGCAAUUAUUCUAGGUGCAGAGACCUUACGAGGACUAUAUCCUGUUGAGACUGUUUCUACAGUUGGAAAAAUUUGUGCAGAGGCAGAAAAAGUAUUCAAUCAAGAUCUGUACUUCAAGAAAACUGUCAAAUAUGUUGGGGAACCAAUGACUCAUCUGGAAUCCAUUGCUUCCUCAGCGGUACGUGCUGCUAUCAAGGUGAAAGCCUCUGCAAUUAUUUGCUUCACUUCAUCUGGAAGAGCGGCAAGGCUGAUUGCAAAGUACAGGCCAACCAUGCCUGUCAUAUCUGUUGUCAUCCCUCGGCUAAAGACAAAUCAGCUACGCUGGACUUUCUCCGGUGCUUUUGAGGCAAGGCAAUCCCUCAUUGUCAGAGGCCUUUUCCCCAUGCUGGCAGACCCUCGACAUCCGGCGGAGUCAAAAAAUAUGACAAAUGAAUCGGUUUUAAAGGUCGCUUUAGACCAUGGAAAGGCCUCAGGUGUUAUAAAGCCACAUGACCGUGUUGUUGUUUGCCAGAAGCUUGGUGAUGCAUCAGUGGUGAAGAUCCUUGAACUUGAAGAUUAGAAUUAAUUUUGCACCUAAUGUUCAUGAUAAGUUUUGCAGUUUACCAAGUCCAUGGUAAAAAGCAUAAAUAGACAUGCAUGCAUAACAUAAACCCUUGGCGUGGCACACCGACAUACCUUCUAUGUGUCAUAUAUGAGGUAGCUAUGAUGAAUAAACUUUUUCUAAUGAAUAUUUUGUAAAUGUAUCAAUGCUUUUUGAGCAUACUCGCGAGGUUUGCCCUUCUCAAUUGUGUGCAAUUCUCGCCCUUGAAUUUUUUUUUUUUAGUGGGAAGGGAUUCUUGGGCCUUUUUUAGUACAUUUCUUUUGCUACAUUCUCUUAGCAGUUUCGAAUCAAGGCAACAAAGAAAUGACUAAAUUCUUGUUGUCAUUUGAACCAAUCAUCCGAUGGUACUGUCGAGAACUUUGAGUAUGAAUGCUACGAGGUUCUUAAGUUCUUAGAAAAGUGGCAUGUUCUAAUUACUUUGGCCGCCCAUUUGCGGUCAUGAAAGAAGCUUGAUAUUAGUUGCUUCUUUCUUCUUGAAUCCACUUUUAAUUUCAGUUGUUUCCACAACCCAUGCAUAAUUGGCUUGAAAGUUAAAUUUAGCUUCAAUUGUUACCUAUAGUGGUGAGAUUAUUGUUAUUGAUGCAAGCAGCA
Molecule: messenger RNA, 2440 nt
Organism: Durio zibethinus
Lineage: Eukaryota; Viridiplantae; Streptophyta; Magnoliopsida; Malvales; Malvaceae
Product: pyruvate kinase 1, cytosolic-like
Biological process (GO): glycolytic process
Molecular function (GO): magnesium ion binding; potassium ion binding; pyruvate kinase activity
Source: RefSeq, a predicted model, not a curated record